Molecule: messenger RNA, 673 nt
Organism: Aureobasidium subglaciale EXF-2481
Lineage: Eukaryota; Fungi; Ascomycota; Dothideomycetes; Dothideales; Saccotheciaceae
Exons: 1
Coding region: 229-597 (122 amino acids)
Source: RefSeq, a predicted model, not a curated record
GAGAGGAGAGACGUGUUGAGCAGUACCAAGGAGAAGAAUUUGAGUCUGCACCAAGGACAGAGAAGCGGUGCUGGGCAUGACAAAGGAGAAGGACCCCUGAGGAGGACAUGACAGAUGAUUCAACGACAUGGGAGAAGAUUACGGUAUCAGCAUCAGCAUCAGCAUCAGCAUCAGCGUUAGCGUCAGCGUCAUCGUCAAGCAUGAGCAUGCAUGGCGUAGAAUUCGAAUAUGGACUCAAUGAGAGAAGCAUUGAUUUUACUUGGUCAUUGCUGUGUCUUGCUUUAUCCAAUCAAGAGCUCAGACACGAUCGAUGUCAGAAUGUGCAAAACAACAAUUCAUAGCAUUCUACUGUGCGUCAGAGGUAUCAAAGUCACAUACCCGAAACCCCCUCUGAGCCUGCCCCUGCCACCCAACGUUCGUUCCACCAGCCAAAAAGCCACGGCGCCUCUUUGCACCAACAAACCGGACCGAAAAACGCGAGAGUCCGGUUGGGGAAUACUGUCAAUACAUGCAAGUGAUGAAGGAAAUCGACAAGGAGACUGCCAUCUCGGAAGAACUCGCCUCUACCCUUAUGGGAAUCUACACAUGCAUCGGUAAUUACGCGGAGAGAUCUGUCUCGGGCUCAUCCGGCGAGACUUUGACGACCGUGGCUGGUGAGGAAGGCUCAACACCG